Molecule: messenger RNA, 1518 nt
Organism: Oryzias melastigma (Indian medaka)
Lineage: Eukaryota; Metazoa; Chordata; Actinopteri; Beloniformes; Adrianichthyidae
Gene: ube2f
Product: ubiquitin-conjugating enzyme E2F (putative)
Exons: 10
Coding region: 313-867 (184 amino acids)
Biological process (GO): protein neddylation
Cellular component (GO): nucleus
Molecular function (GO): NEDD8 transferase activity
Source: RefSeq, a predicted model, not a curated record
GUUUCCGCACGGACAUCAAGAGCGAAACCGGCUUGUGCUUCACUUCCGGUACCCAUGACACAGGAGCGAAGUUCUGACAGCUGAUCUUUCGAUCAGUUUAUUUUUCCUUCUGGACUCCAAAUAUUUAUUUUGAAGGUGAUUUGGGGUCCGACGUGCCUGUAACUGUCCGGGGGUGGUGCCGAGAGCGCCUGCGCAGUGGAGGGCGGCAGAUUAUGGUGUAACACGGAUCGCUAGCUCUCAGACUUCAGAUAUAUAAGGGGCAGUUUGGUAAAGAGCUGAGUCGGAGGAAGAGAGGCUCAUCACAGCGCCGCCAUGCUCACACUGGCCAGGAAGUUGAAGAAAGAUGAUGGAGGAAAGGCGGGGCGUUCGUCUGCAACCUCAGACUCCACCCACAGAGUCUCUAUCAGGGACCGCCUCCUUACCAAAGAAGUUGCAGACCUUGAAGCCAAUCUCCCCAGUACAUGCAAAGCCAGUUUUCCAGAUGAGAACAAGCUGCAUCACUUCCAGCUGUCCGUGUCUCCCGAUGAAGGUUACUACCAAAGUGGAAAGUUUCAGUUUGAAGUAGAUGUCCCUGAAGCCUAUAACAUGGUGCCUCCUAAAGUUAGAUGCUUGACCAGAAUAUGGCAUCCAAAUAUCACAGAGAAUGGAGAGAUCUGUUUGAGCUUAUUGAGGGAGCAUUCUAUUGAUGGCACAGGCUGGGCCCCCACCAGAACAUUAAAGGAUGUGGUCUGGGGAUUGAAUUCCUUGUUUACUGACCUGUUGAACUUUGAUGACCCGCUGAACAUCGACGCGGCGGAACAUCAUCUGAGAGACAAGGAGGAUUUUCGGAAUAAGGUUCAAGAUUACAUCAAGCACUACGCCAGAUGAUAGACGCCUCGGCCGCCGACACGAUCCUGCAACAACCAAACUGCUCCACUUUUGCCUCCGCCGAUCUGGCAAACUCCUCCACACGCGUGAAUCAGCGGUAGACCGGGGCGACUCCUCACGCCCGACGCCACGGCUCUGCCUACGCCCCCCUUCUGUUCCCCCCCUUCACCAGACUUCAGCGCAGGAUUUAAAUCAUAGAUUAUAAAACAAUGCUUCAGAGGACGGACUUGCAAGAGAAAAUAUGCUUUAAUCGCUCUUUCAGUUGAGGGCGUGCCGGAAAGAGCCACGCCCACCGAGGACAGAAGGCCUGACCACGAGACCAGACUCAAAUGCAAGGAAUCGAAGACAACAAACGUCUGUUACUAACAGCUCUCUGCUCCAGUGCCUGCAGUGUUUGUGUCGCUUGACAAAGAAUGCAUGACGGUUUAUAAUAAACUUGUAGAAAAAAAAAAGUGUCAAACGAAGUGGUAAAAGUUGGGCAGAUGUUUCUCCAGACGGAGCAUCUGCAACCCCUUCAGACAGCAUGUGAAUGAGCACACCAUCCCGUUUCGUCCUGCUCCUCACCUGUGCACACAGACACACUCGCUGAGUCAUGCAGACCCUCUGUAUGUUUUUUUAAGAUGACUGUGACAUAAAGUACUGCCAACAGAC